Messenger RNA from Heteronotia binoei (common prickly gecko), 1733 nucleotides. RefSeq names its product ribonuclease H2 subunit B (gene RNASEH2B). Gene Ontology annotation, biological process: RNA catabolic process; ribonucleotide metabolic process. Gene Ontology annotation, cellular component: ribonuclease H2 complex; nucleoplasm. Bases 354 to 1286 code for a protein of 310 amino acids. NCBI's taxonomy places the organism in Eukaryota, Metazoa, Chordata, Lepidosauria, Squamata, Gekkonidae. The record is from RefSeq and is a predicted model, not a curated record. The transcript is spliced from 11 exons.
AGUCUGAGAAAAGAAAGGGCAGUGGCUUCAGCGGGAGAGACUGAGCAUGCCCAAGUUUUGUUUCGUUGCAGUUUUUUUCGCCGCCAUAAAUAACUUUCCUCUCCCACACACGCACCCAUCCCUCUGUGCUGUUUCGGUUCCAAUAACCUGGCGCGGGGCUUCUGGUGUUGUCCGCGUUUUUCAGGAUUGCAAUUUAGCCCGCUCUGAGCCUGAGCAUGCCCUGGAGCGCUGGGCUUGGAAGUCCGCCCAGAAGCCGCGAGACAGGCCUGCUGGAGGCCCGCCUUUUGCUGUAGGGCUGCGCGGGACGUUUCGGUUUUAGUUAGUGGAAGAGGCGGUGGCGGGAAUAGCGCGCCAUGCAGAGCAAGAGGCAGCGGGCCGCGGGCCCGGCAGGCAAGAGCGACGGCGGUCAGCGGGUGAUGGUUGCUCCAGUCUCUGUUGUUAAUCCACCAAGGAAGGCUGGCAGUGGGCCAUUAUUUACCAGGCUACGGAACCCAAGUACAGGACAAGCCGCCUUGUACUUGUUCAGCAGUGAUGCUGGUCAGCUCUUUGAAGUAAAAGCUUACCAUGAAGAAUAUCGCUCAUGGUUCAUUGGUCAGACGGUCCAGCAGGAUGGACGCCUGUUAUUUGCAACACCAGUGGAUCCCUUAUUUCUUGUGCUGUUUUACCUUGCCAAGGCAGAGAAAGAGCAAGGAAAGUUUCAGCCACUGGAUCAAAUUCUGGUAGAUGCAGAGUUCUCGUCCUGCACAAUGUUGUUACAGUGUACAGAUAUUUCAAAGUCUAUUCAUCAUGUUGUGGAAGAAAAAGAAACAGGUGGUAGGAAAUUUUGUAAAUACAGUGAAGAGAAAACAUUGAAGUGGCUAACAAAGAAGGUUAACCAGACUGUGAAAGUAUUAAAAGACCAUGAUGUGAGCGUAGGAGGAAAGGUGCAAUCUGCUACUUUUAUCAGUAGUAAGAAGCUCAUUGGUGCCACAGAAGAGGACUAUAUUCGCUACGCUCAUGGUUUAAUAUCGGAAUAUAUUGCUGAAGACCUGAGUACUACACUAUCUAAAUAUUUACGUCUUCCAGAAGUUGCUGUUCCUCCAAAGGAGCCCCUGCCAAAGAAAAGAAAAAUGUCAGAUGCGCCUGUGGAAGCUGAGGAAGAUUAUACCAAGUUUAAUACAAUUGACCUCAAAAGCAAAAAGGCAAACAAGAUGUCAGCUGCUCAGAAGGCUCUCGCAAAAGUUGACAAGAGUGGGAUGAAAGCUAUUUCUUCUUUUUUUGGUUCAAAAAGCAAAGCAACAAAAUGAGAAGGGUUUGAGGAUAUAAUUAUUGUUUUUCUUAAACUCCAGCUUUCCCCUCUACCUUUGCCUCCAGUUUCCUGAUGUUUCUUUUAUUAAACUUAGGCCUCAGAAGUAGAAAUGUUUCAUUCUAAUAGGGGACGUGCUUUUGUGAAAAUUGCUAUGCAGUCCUAUGGAAUUAGUGAACUUAGGCUAGAGUAAGGGUAAGCCAGUGUCCUGGUUUUGUUUUAUCUAACAGUGUAGUCCUAUGCCCAGUUACCCCAGUCUAGGCCUACUGAAAUCAAUGAAUUUAGAGUAACUGCACUGGGUCGCAUUGUUAAUUCUAUAAUACUUUAUGAUUUUGCUCUGAAUUUGUUUCCCCAUUGGGAAAAAAACCCUGAUUAUGGUAAUUUACUUUGUUCAUUAAUGUGCAGCUUGCAUUAGCUUGGUUACCACAAUAAAUUCAUUUCACCAAUG